AUGAAGAUGGUCACACCUCUCGGACAUCUUGACGACACUGGCGCGGAGGAGCUCCACCUCGGCCUGGAGAUUGACCUCCGCCGACGGUCCCCUCUAGGAGGUACCCUCCUGGGGGUAUUGCGCUGGGCAUCGUGGCUAUCCUCAGUAGGCAUGGCUGAGUGUGGAGUGAAGAAGAGGCGACGGGGCCGGAUGGGUGAAGGAGCCAGCUGGGCUGGUAGAGAAAAAUGGGUUUUAAGUAUUAGAUUCCCACAUACGACGCCAAACUGUUGA
Messenger RNA from Prunus armeniaca (apricot), 270 nucleotides. Lineage: Eukaryota; Viridiplantae; Streptophyta; Magnoliopsida; Rosales; Rosaceae. The record is from the annotation of a GenBank genome assembly.